This is a messenger RNA of Beta vulgaris subsp. vulgaris (sugar beet), 2936 nucleotides long. RefSeq lists its product as hypothetical. The record is from RefSeq and is a predicted model, not a curated record. Bases 873 to 2600 code for a protein of 575 amino acids. The transcript has 3 exons. Lineage: Eukaryota; Viridiplantae; Streptophyta; Magnoliopsida; Caryophyllales; Amaranthaceae.
GAGGGGGGAUUCGAACAUGUAACCUAUCGUUCACAACACCUCACUUAGAAUUGGGCAUGGGCCGGGCCUGUUCACGAGCUCGGCCCGCGGGCUUGGGGAAAUGGCGGGUCAAGCUUGAAAUUUCCAAAUUUUGUCCGCGGCUCGGCCUAGGCCCACGGGGUCGCAGGUUGGGCUCGUGCCUCCCGCGGGCAUGGCCUAUGUUUUAUGGUGUUUUUUUUGUAUUUUUGACAGUUUUAGGCUAAAAAACAAAGGAAAAGAGCAUUCGGGGUUCGGCCGCAAGCUGGCCCAUGCGGGAUCGUGCAGGUGCGGGUCUGAAAUAAAAUUUCUUGACCGUGACAGGCCCGCGGCCCACGUAGCGAACAACAGGCCGGGCCUCGAGCGGGCUCGUGCCGGCUCACGUGCUGGUCCGGCCCAUGCCAACCUCUAAGUCCUCACUUAACCAUUAGGCCAAGACAUUCUUAAUUUUUUUUUGGAUUUUAUAUGAUACUACUAUAAUAUGGACUCAUUUUGUAGCGUAACAUUAUUGUUAAACAAAACUAAAACCACCCCAUUUAAAGAAGAAGAAGAGGAAGAUAAAUAAUUAGAUCCAAUUUUAACCAUCUCUCUCCUCUAUAUUUUCAUGGCGCCAUCAUCAAAAUUCAUAACAAACCCCCCCAAAUUAAUAGUGGAAAUGUAUGUAACAAGACAGUAAAUCUUAAAACUUCGACCUAAACAAUCCCAGUUUUUAAGAAAUCAUAUAAAACCCUCCAAUCAAAUUCCUGAAAUUCUGAUUUCAUUAACUCCCUCAUUGUGGAAAAUCCAAUAUCAUUAUAGGUAAAAAAGGAAAAAAAGAACAAGAAAAAAAUGGGUUUGUUGAAUUUGAGACAGAGUUAAUGGGGGAGAGAUUGAGGAAGACGUUUGCAUGCCACCGCAUUGAUGCAAAUAACUCUAUAAAUCUUUCCCCUUCAUUUACUACUUUCUUAUUGCCAGCUCAAUUGCCUAAUUGGCCUGAUGGACAAGGGUUUGCCACUGGAACAAUCAAUCUGGGUGAAUUACAAGUUGCAGAAAUAACCAGGUUCGAGUUUGUUUGGGGCUCUCAUCUUUCACAUGACAAGAGAAAAGGUAUUUCAUUUUAUAAACCCUUAGGAAUACCUGAAGGUUUUUUCUGCCUUGGUCAUUACUGUCAACCAAAUGGCAAGCCUUUGAAUGGAUAUGUUCUUGUGGCUAAGGACUCGCUGUCACACAGUCGUGUCAGUACAGACUCUGAAGCCAUCUCUUCAGCGGCUCUUGCAAUGCCAGUUGACUAUACUAUAGUCUGGAAUUCUGAUGAUGGUAUGGGUAUACAUGAUCAACCGGGUUAUUUUUGGCUACCGAAACCUCCUUUGGGUUAUAAAGCCCUAGGGUUUGUUGUUACAAACCAGCCCGGUAAGCCUGAUUUAGAUGAAGUAAGAUGUGUAAGAGAAGAUCUUAUUGAUGAUUGUGAGACUUGUGGUUUAUUGCUUGACAUGGUCUCAAAAUUUCGAAAAAUCCCUUUCAAAGUUUUCGAGACUAGGCCGUGUGAUAGAGGUAUGCUAGGGAAAGGUGUCUCUGUAGGGACCUUCUUCUGUAGUAGCCUAUGGACUACUAUAUCAGAAAUGCCCGUUGUUUGUUUAAAGAAUAAGGACUCAAAAUGGAAGUACGGCAUGCCAAAUCUGGAUCAAAUCCAUAUGCUAAUUCAUCAUUAUGGUCCUACCAUACUCUUCCAUCCUCGAGAGGUCUAUUUUCCAUCUUCUGUCUCAUGGUUCUUCAAAAAUGGAGCUCUUUUAUUUAAAGCAGGGCAACAGCGCAAUGGUGAAGCCAUCAAUGCAGACGGCUCAAAUCUGCCUGGUGGUGGAACGAAUGAUGGCGAGUUCUGGAUAGAUUUUCCCGAGGAUGAUGAUCUAAGGAAAAUUUUCAAGCAUGGAAAUCUCGAAAGUGCUGAAGUUUAUGUUCAUGUAAAACCGGCUCUAGGUGGUACUUUUACUGAUAUAGCAAUGUGGGUUUUUUCGCCAUUCAAUGGACCAGCUACUCUAAAGAUUGGACCAACUAAUAUUGCAAUGAGAAAGACAGGUGAACAUGUUGGUGAUUGGGAACAUUUUACUCUUCGUAUAAGCAACUUCACUGGUGAACUUCAUAGCAUGUACUUCUCACAGCAUAGUGGUGGUGCAUGGGUAAGUGCUUGUGAUUUGGAGUUCGUGGAGGGGAAUCGGGCUAUUGUGUACUCAUCCAAGAGCGGCCAUGCUAGCUUCCCACAUCCGGGGAGCUAUCUUCAGGGUUCAUCAAGUUUUGGUAUUGGUGUAAGAAAUGAUUGUGGUAAAAGUAAUUUCUGUUUAGAUUGUAGUACUCAGUACCAGAUUGUUGCUGCUGAAUAUCUAGGAGCGGAUGUUACUGAGCCUCAAUGGCUGCAGUUUAUGAGAGAAUGGGGACCAAAGAUCGUCUAUGAUUCGAGGAAAGAGCUUGAUAAGAUAGUCAAACGACUUCCACGAGUAGUAAGGUGUUCAAUUGCGAACUUUGUUGGCAAGUUUCCGGCGGAACUCUCCAGGGAAGAAGGUCCAACUGGUCCAAAGGAGAAGGACAAUUGGUUAGGGGAUGAAAGAUGGUAGAAAGAUACCAAUGCUAAUAUACAUGGUGCACCUAGGAGCAUACAUCAUGGUGGAGCAUGCAAGUAACUUGUUGAUGAACUUUUCCCCCCUCUUCAAUUCAAACUUAGGUUGUGAAUUGAUGUAGUUUAGUUAUUGAUUAAAUCGAUUCGUCCUAAUUAUGUUAGUUAGGAUAUGCUACUUUUUUUUAUGGGAAUUAGCCAAUUAGGGUAUAGUAUUUGAGCUCAUUUAUGGAACUAAAGUGAUUAUUUAGGUGACGUUCUAUACUCUUGAAAACUAUGUCCUAUGUGCAUUAUUGGCUAAAAUAAUGAAAGAAAAAGAACAAACCAUGUAACAUUA